AUGUUAAAUUUUGAUGAAGAUGAUAAUAUAUCCUUUGAAUAUGAUGAAGAAGAAGAAGAAGAAGAAGAUGACGAAGAAGAUGAUGAUACAAAUAUAGAAGCUGACGUAGAAGAUCUGGAUGAUGAUGCAUCUUCAUUUGCCUUUGAAUCUGAUGAUAAUGAUCAUGCUGAAAAUUAUAAAUCAAAUACAACUUCUAAUAAUAAUAAUCAAUUAGAUACUCCAAUUAGUAAACAUCUACGAGAUGAUUCAUCAGUUGUUGGUUGUAAUGGUACUUUAUAUUUACCUUGGAGUAUUGAACAAUUUAUUCAAAUUAAAUUUCUUGACGCGUUGGAUAAAUUAAAAACUUUUAAUUUGUAUGGUUGUUCGGAUGAUGAUUUAUUAAUUAUGUUGCAAUAUAAAAAAUGGCAACAAGAAGAAGUUGUAAAUGAAUUUUUUGAUAAUCAUGAUAAAUUUUAUAAAAAAUGUGGUUUAUUAUUGGGUAAAGAUACUAAUAAUCAAUUUGAAAUUGUUAAAAAUUUUUCUUGUUUUAUAUGUUGUGAAGAUUAUAAAUCAACUGAAGUUUAUUCAUUAACUUGUAAUCAUCAAUAUUGUCUUAAAUGUUAUCACCAUUAUAUAAAUAAUGAAAUUAAUAAUGGUCGUUUAAUUACAUGUAUUGAACCAGAUUGUAAAUUUGUAAUUCCACAUAAAGAUAUUAGUCAUAUGUAUUCUUUAAUUGAAUCAAAACAUUCUGUAAUUAUUGUUGAAAAAACUUUAUUACAAAAUCCAUUAUUAAUUGCAAAUGCAAGAGAACUUAUAAAUUCAAAAAUUACUUAUAAAUGGUGUCCAGCAACUGAUUGUUCAAGUUUUACAGAAUUAUCAAUAUCUGAUGUAUCAUGUGAAGCUCAAAAACAACUGGAUUUAAAAAAUUCAAAUGAUAUUAGUAAAGUUCCAAUAGUUGGAUGUUUUGAAAAUCAUGAAUUUUGUUUUAAUUGUGGUUAUGAAAAUCAUUUACCAUGUCCAUGUUGGAUUGUUAAAAAAUGGAUUAAAAAAUGUGAAGAUGAUUCAGAAACUGCAAAUUGGAUUGAUGCAAAUACUCAUACUUGUCCAAAAUGUCAUACAUCAAUUGAAAAAAAUGGUGGUUGUAAUCAUAUGACAUGUAGAAAAUGUAAAUAUGAAUUUUGUUGGAUUUGUUUUAAUAAAUGGAGUGAACAUAAUAAUAAUUAUUCAUGUAAUAGAUUUAGAGAUGAUCAAAAAGAAGAAGAAAUUAGAAGAAAUAAAUCUAGACAAACUUUAGAAAGAUAUUUACAUUUUUAUAAAAGAUAUUCAAUUCAUGAAACUUCAAUGAAAGGUGAUAAAAAAACUUUACGUAAAAUUGAUGAAGUUACAAAAAUUUACAUGGAAGAUAGAAGAUCAAAAAAUGAAAUUAAUAAUUUAUCAUGGAUUGAUAUUGAAUUUUUGCCUGAAGCAAUGAGAUCAUUACAAAAUGGUAGAAAAACUUUAAAAUGGACUUAUUGUUUUGCAUUUUAUUUAGCUUCAAGUAAUUUUUCUCAAAUUUUUGAAACAAAUCAAGAUUAUUUAAAUAAAUCAGUUGAAGAUUUAAGUGAAGUUUUUGAAAAAAUUAUGGAUAAAAAAAAUGAUGAUAAAGUUGGUACUAUUCUAAAAAAUAAGAUUAAAAUUAUUAAUUUAAGUGAAUUAAUUUUACGUCGACAGAAGACAUUAAUUAAAAGUGCGGAAGAAAAUUUACUUAAUGGGUUAUUAAAAUUUGAAAUUGAUUAG
Messenger RNA from Insectozyma verbasci, 1755 nucleotides. The record is from the annotation of a GenBank genome assembly. Lineage: Eukaryota; Fungi; Ascomycota; Pichiomycetes; Serinales; Debaryomycetaceae.